Molecule: messenger RNA, 1371 nt
Organism: Scedosporium apiospermum
Lineage: Eukaryota; Fungi; Ascomycota; Sordariomycetes; Microascales; Microascaceae
Exons: 6
Coding region: 1-1371 (456 amino acids)
Molecular function (GO): iron ion binding; heme binding; monooxygenase activity
Source: RefSeq, a predicted model, not a curated record
AUGGAGUCUCCGAUCCAAAGAGCUGCCGCGGUCGGCUUCCUCGCCUUUGGCUUAAAUGUGAUUUACAACAUUUUCUUCCACCCGCUUCGCCACUUCCCUGGCCCCCUCUCUCACCGCGCCACCCUCUUCCCAUGGGGAUUCCACCUCGUCAGGGGCAAUCUCCCAUUGCACGCCCUCGAACUACACCAAAAAUACGGCCCCGUAGUGCGCAUGCGCCCCAAUGAGCUAGCCUUCGCAGACGCCCAGGCAUGGCAGGACAUCUACGGCCACAAGGUCCUCGGCAAGAGAGCCGGCCUCGCCCCGGGGAUCAAGGAAAUGCCCAAGGUGAAAAAGUUCUACAAGGCCUACAAGGGCUUGCCCGACACCAUCAUCACGGCCGACCAUGCCCGCCACGCUAGGUUCCGAAGGAUCUUGGCGCCGGGCUUCUCCGACAAGAGCAUGCGCGCCCAGGAGCCGCUCAUCUCGAAGUAUGUCGACCUGCUUAUCAAGAGGUUGCACCAGUAUAGCAGCAAGGGGCCCCAGGACAUGACCAACUGGUACAAUUGGACGACGUUCGACGUCAUCGGCGACCUUGCCUUUGGCGACUCGUUCAGGUGUCUGGAAAAAGCUGAGAGCCAUCCGUUCAUCUUGUACAUCUUCGGCUCGAUGAGGCAGUCCGCGUCGCUCAUGUUCCUAAGGUUCCUUGGCCUUCAGUCGCUCGCCACCGCCUUGCUGUUCGCUUUCCUCCGCAAAGGUCUGAUUCUGCGCUCUUUCGCCAACGUGACCCUGAAGAAGCGAAUUGAGAGCUACGAAUCCCGUCCUGACUUGAUCGAGCCGCUCCUGGCGAAGAAAGACGAGGAGAAAUUCACUUUCGGUACGCUUACUGGAAUGGCGUCGACGCUUCUCCUCGCCGGGUCCGAGACGACGGCGACGACUCUGACUGGUGUGACGUGGCUGCUCCUCGAUAACCCCGUCGCCUAUGAGAGAUUGAAGACGGAAGUGAGAUCCGCAUUUCAGUCGGAGGACGAGAUUAACUUCGCUUCGGUCCAAAAUUUGAGUUAUAUGCUUGCCUGUCUGAAUGAGGCUCUUCGCCUGUUCCCUCCCGUGGCAGUUGGGCUACCCAGGAGCACCCCCAAAGGAGGCGCUACCAUCGCCGGGAACUUUGUCCCGGAAGGGACCAUCGUCAGCGUGUAUCAGUGGGCCAUAAACAGACUUGCCUCCAACUGGAAUGCACCCGGCGAAUUCAUCCCAGAGCGCUUUCUCGGCGACGAACGGUUCCAGACUGACAAUCCGGCGUUCUUGCAUGCUGGGGACUGGCUCUCCCAGCAAAAGACUUAUAUUCUUUGGAUACGGCAGCCUCUUCGUGUUAACCUGAGGCCUGUCCAGAGGUGA